ACCGAACUAGCUAGCUAACGCUGUCUAGCAGUACAAACCUGUAGAUGUAGCUAGCUCGAUCAAUAUCAUUACACCAAAAACAUUUUACUUGAACUCGAGGAAGAGUGUGGAAAUGCUGCGACUGUAGAAGAGGAGGAGGAGAGCAAGCAGACAGUCAGUGGACCAGUAUGAACUAUGACAGAAGAAGGGUGGGUCGGGGAGAAUGCAACAGCUCCUCCGACCACCACUACAUGGACUACCGCGGCUACGGACAGGAUGAGGCGGAGCCGGGGAUAGGAUAUGACUUCAGAGCUGCCUCCGGCCACGGGGACCAAGUCGACCGAUUGGCGUGCCUCCGGGAGUUCGUGACCCCGGGCCGUCUCCAUGACAACCGGCCAGGGUUCCGUCAGAGGCGUGGGGGGAGAGGGGAGGGGUGCGGUCCGGGUCGUGUGGGUAAAGGGAUACUAUCAUCCUGUCCCCCUCGAUCCCUGGUCCUACUCCAGCCAGAGGUAGCCCUGCCCAGGCUGCAAAGAGAGGAGAGAUUCCCCUGGGGAGGAGGACCAGGGGAGGAGGAGAGGUUCCCCAGAGGAGGAGGACCAGGGGAGGAGGAGAGGUUCCCCAGAGGAGGAGGACCAGGGGAGGAGAGGAGGUUUCCCAGAGGAGGACCAGGGGAGGAGAAGAGGUUCCCCAGAGGAGGAGGACCAGGGGAGGAGGAGAGGUUCCCCAGAGGAGGAGGACCAGGGGAGGAGGAGAGGUUCCCCAGAGGAGGAGGACCAGGGGAGGAGGAGAGGUUCCCCUGGGGAGGAGGACCAGGGGAGGAGGAGAGGUUCCCCAGAGGAGGAGGACCAGGGGAGGAGAAGAGGUUCCCCAGAGGAGGAGGACCAGGGGAGGAGGAGAGGUUCCCCAGAGGAGGAGGACCAGGGGAGGAGGAGAGGUUCCCCAGAGGAGGAGGACCAGGGGAGGAGAAGAGGUUCCCCAGAGGAGGAGGACCAGGGGAGGAGGAGAGGUUCCCCAGAGGAGGAGGACCAGGGGAGGAGGAGAGGUUCCCCAGAGGAGGAGGACCAGGGGAGGAGGAGAGGUUCCCCAGAGGAGGAGGACCAGGGGAGGAGGAGAGGUUCCCCAGAGGAGGAGGACCAGGGGAGGAGGAGAGGUUCCCCAGAGGAGGAGGACCAGGGGAGGAGGAGAGGUUCCCCAGAGGAGGAGGACCAAGGGAGGAGGAGAGAUUCCCCAGAGGAGGAGGACCAGGGGAGGAGAGGAGGUUUCCCAGAGGAGGACCAGGGGAGGAGGAGAGGUUCCUCAGAGGAGGAGGACCAGGGGAGGAGGAGAGGUUCCCCAGAGGAGGAGGACCAGGGGAGGAGGAGAGGUUCCCCAGAGGAGGAGGACCAAGGGAGGAGGAGAGAUUCCCCAGAGGAGGAGGACCAAGGGAGGAGGAGAGAUUCCCCAGAGGAGGAGGACUCGGGAAGAGAAAGGGUUUCUCCAUGGGCUGUCCCGGUGAGGAGCGUGGUGGUGGGGGUCCAGAUCCCUCCUCUUCCUGUAUAGAUCACCCAGUUCAGAUGGACUACAGACCAGACCUCCUGGACCUCAACCAGAGACCCUCCAACAUCAUCAUGUUACGCAUGCUGCCACCCAACGCGACUGCCAACGAGAUCCGUGCCCAGCUUCAGGACCAGGGGAUUGACCCAACAGAGGUUAUGAUUCGCCUGAUGACAAACAAGUCUUCAGGUCAGAGCCGUGGAUUCGCCUUCGUGGAGUUUAAUCACAUACAGGAGGCCUGCCGCUGGAUGGAGACCAAUCAGAUGGUUCUGUCUGUCCUAGACCAGAGGGUGUCUAUGCACUACAGUGAACCUAAACCACGGGCCAACGAGGACUGGCUCUGUAACAAGUGUGGGGUUCAGAACUUCAAGAGGAGAGAGAAGUGCUUCAAGUGUGGUGUUCCCAAAUCAGAGGCAGAGCUGAAACUGUCCCAGCUGGGGGAGUUACCCCUGGGGGGGCAUCAGAUGGAUGGUGCCCAGGGAUUACUACCCCUCCCUGCCCUUUACCAGCCUGCUGCUGCCACCUCUACUGCCCUCACCAAGGCCGGGGCAACUAACACACAACAGCCUGAGGUGGCCAACGACACUCUGAUCCUGAGGAACCUGGGUCCCCAUACCUCCCUGGAGUCCAUCCUGUCCACUCUGGCUCCCUUCGCUACUCUGUCUCCUUCUAAUGUUCGACUGAUCAAAGAUAAGCAGACACAACUCAACCGGGGCUUCGCUUUCCUACAGCUGUCUACUAUAGUGGAAGCAUCUCAGCUGCUCCAGAUCCUGCAGGCCUUACAGCCAACUCUCUCUAUAAACGGGAAGGCCAUCUCUGUCGAGUUCGCCAAGGGAUCCAAACGGGAUGUGUUUCUGACAGAUGGUAGUAGAGUGAGUGCUGCUACAGCUGCCAGUACAGCCAUCGCUGCUGCCCAGUGGUCUGUUACCCAGAAGGCCCAGUCCCUGUCCUCUACCUCCCGGCAUGGUGUGGAUGUGGGGUUGUACCACCAGGGGGCAGCAGUAACCCUGGGAGUCUGUGAAGAAGAGGAGAACCUGGACUACAAGGCCCAGACAGUGGUAACAGUGGUCUCGUCUGAGGCUGUGGUUUCUGGAGUGGACGGCGUACAACUGUCUUUGGGACAAUCACAAGCUCCGCUCAUCACUACGGCAACCACACAGCAGGUAGAGAUAGUGGGUAAGCCUCAGCCUCCUACUCCCACCCACCCUGCCACCCCCGGAACUGCACACGAGUACCAACAAUACCCGGUCCCGGACAUGUCCACCUACCAGUAUGAGGAGAGUUCUGGACUCUACUACGACCCUCUAACUGGACUCUACUACGACCCCAAUUCACAGUACUACUAUAACAGGGUCACUCAGCAGUAUAUGUACUGGGACGGAGAGAAGCAGACAUAUAUUGCAGCUCCCGCCCAAUCAACUGAGACUGUUGUUGCCCCCGGUGAUAACACCGCCCCCUCUAACCCCCCCUCUGCUGCCCUCGGGGGCAAGGAGAAGAAAGACAAGCCCAAAAACAAGACAGCACAACAGAUAGCGAAGAACAUGGAGCGUUGGGCUAAGAGUCUGAACAGACAGAAGGAGAACGUUCGCUCUCUCUCUUCUUCCUCCUCCGUGACCCCUGUGGCCUCUAUAGUUCUUUCCCCUGGUGAAACCUGGGCUCCUGGACUCGGUCGCCUUGACGACCGCAGAGAGUCCGCCAGCGCAGACGCCGGAUAUGCUGUCCUGGAGAAGAAGGGGGCGUUGUCUGAAAGAGCUCAGAUCAUCCUGGACCAGCUCAGACACACAGACCACAGAGAGCGCUCCCCUCCUCAGGUGCAGGGUUUGGUGCCGGCCUACAAUGGAGAGACGGACAGUGAGGUAGAGGAGGGAGGAGAGAAGGAUGAGAGGAUGACAGACUGGGCUAAGCUAGCCUGUCUGCUGUGUAGGAGACAGUUCCCCAACAAGGAGGCUCUCAUACGACACCAGCAGCUCUCAGAGCUACACAAGCAAAACCUGGAACAGAGGUCGUCUCAGCAGGAGGGGGGAGCUGCGGAGAGGAGGGAGAAAGGUCUCCCCACCGAACUACCAGACCCCAAGAAGAGGAAGUACAGCCCCCUUGAUGGUACGGCUGGCAGUAGUCUAGGUGCCAGGAUGCUGCAGGGAGGGGUGAAGAAUGGCCUGCUGCUACGUAACAUGCAAGUGGACUGACCUCUCGCCCCUGACUGUUAACCCGCUCCAGGGUGAAGUUUCCCCUAGGUCUGUACAGAUCUUGGAUCAGCUUCCCCUUCCCGAAUCCUAAUCUAUUUUUUAACAUUUUUUUAAUAAACACUUUUUACCCCUUUUUCGUGGUAUUCAUCUGGGAGUUCGUUUCGUCGCUGCAACUCCCGUGCGGACUCUGGACAGGCGACGGUUGAGAGCCACGCGUCCUCCGAAACAUGACCCUGCCAAGCCGCACUGCUUCUUGACACAAUGCCCACUUAACCCGGAAGCCAGCCGCACCAAUGUGUCAGAAGAAACACCGUAGACCUGGCGACCGUGUCAGCGUGCACUGCGCCCGGCCCGCCACAAGGAGUCGCUAGAGCACGAUGAGACGAGAACAUCCCUGCCAGCCGAACCCGGACGACACUGGGCCAAUUGUCCGCCGCCUCAUGGGCCUGCGACACAGCCUUGGAUCGAACCCAGGUCUGUCGUGACGCCUUAGACCGUUGCAUCACUCAGGAGGCACCCGAAUCCUAACCAUUAGUGGGAAAAUCUACGGACAGAUACUCAAAUCUGAUCGCUGCAGAGGAGGCCGAUAGGAGAUCAAUAUGGAGCUGACCAACAGCGGCACGCCACGGACGAUAGAGAAAGGACAUUUUUGAUAACCACCGGCAUAAACGAUUCUCAACAAAUAUGAUAUCAUAAGCAAUUUUACAAUAGAAAUAGGCCUUUAAUCUGUUACAUUAAGAUAUUUGAUGUGGAAACAAGUCUGUAACUUGGCGAACGGUCGUCCUGAAUAAGAGCAUUUACCCGUGAUGUGGUGGUCCCCAGAACAGCAAAGGUUGGGAACCACUGGUCCCCACAUCACCUUUUGUUUGAUUGGAAACAGUAUGUAUGUGACAGUUUUAUAUUGAUAGUUAGCCAUUAAUAACAAAUAGGAAGACAUUUCUGCUGUACUAGUGGCUGUGUUUUCAUGGGCUCCACUCCAGUUCCCUGCAGCUUACCUGGGCGUAUGGUCACCCGAGAUGGCUUGAGCUGAGAAAUGAGUUAAAGACUGCAUUACAGAGAGAAUCGUGUGUUUUACUAGAGAUAGCUUAGGAGUAGAACAAUCCCUCAUUGUCUCUAAAUCAUCCUUGCAACUGGGAAACUAAGCCAGGGUGAGGUUAAGACAACAACCCUGUGUAGAUAACGACAGGAUGGACCCAGGGUGAGGUUAAGACAACAACCCUGUGCAGAUAACGACAGGAUGGACCCAGGGUGACUUAUGAUGGUCCUUGGUCUGCAUGGGAGGGGUGGAACCAGCCAUGACUAAGCAUUCUUAGUGUCAGCUAUAUAUGAAGAACUCUGCAUGUCUGUAAAGGUGAAGCUGCUCGGCCCAACAGUCAAUACUGUGGGGUUGACUAGUCUCAUGUCUGUAAAGGUGAAGCUGCUCGGCCCAACAGUCAAUACUGUGGGGUUGACUAGUCUCAUGUCUGUAAAGGUGAAGCUGCUCGGCCCAACAGUCAAUACUGUGGGGUUGACUAGUCUCAUGUCUGUAAAGGUGAAGCUGCUCGGCCCAACAGUCAAUACUGUGGGGUUGACUAGUCUCAUGUCUGUAAAGGUGAAGCUGCUCGGCCCAACAGUCAAUACUGUGGGGUUGACUAGUCUCAUGUCUGUAAAGGUGAAGCUGCUCGGCCCAACAGUCAAUACUGUGGGGUUGACUAGUCUCAUGUCUGUAAAGGUGAAGCUGCUCGGCCCAACAGUCAAUACUGUGGGGUUGACUAGUCUCAUGUCUGUAAAGGUGAAGCUGCUCGGCCCAACAGUCAAUACUGUGGGGUUGACUAGUCUCAUGUCUGUAAAGGUGAAGCUGCUCGGCCCAACAGUCAAUACUGUGGGGUUGACUAGUCUCAUGUCUGUAAAGGUGAAGCUGCUCGGCCCAACAGUCAAUACUGUGGGGUUGACUAGUCUCAUGUCUGUAAAGGUGAAGCUGCUCGGCCCAACAGUCAAUACUGUGGGGUUGACUAGUCUCAUGUCUGUAAAGGUGAAGCUGCUCGGCCCAACAGUCAAUACUGUGGGGUUGACUAGUCUCAUGUCUGUAAAGGUGAAGCUGCUCGGCCCAACAGUCAAUACUGUGGGGUUGACUAGUCUCAUGUCUGUAAAGGUGAAGCUGCUCGGCCCAACAGUCAAUACUGUGGGGUUGACUAGUCUCAUGUCUGUAAAGGUGAAGCUGCUCGGCCCAACAGUCAAUACUGUGGGGUUGACUAGUCUCAUGUCUGUAAAGGUGAAGCUGCUCGGCCCAACAGUCAAUACUGUGGGGUUGACUAGUCUCAUGUCUGUAAAGGUGAAGCUGCUCGGCCCAACAGUCAAUACUGUGGGGUUGACUAGUCUCAUGUCUGUAAAGGUGAAGCUGCUCGGCCCAACAGUCAAUACUGUGGGGUUGACUAGUCUCAUGUCUGUAAAGGUGAAGCUGCUCGGCCCAACAGUCAAUACUGUGGGGUUGACUAGUCUCAUUAUUGGAAUAACUAAUCAAUAUUAAAUAAAGAUGAUUGUUUGAAGAAAUGA
Messenger RNA from Oncorhynchus masou masou (cherry salmon), 6230 nucleotides. RefSeq names its product RNA-binding protein 10-like. The transcript is spliced from 22 exons. Gene Ontology annotation, cellular component: nucleus. Gene Ontology annotation, molecular function: RNA binding. Gene Ontology annotation, biological process: mRNA splicing, via spliceosome. Lineage: Eukaryota; Metazoa; Chordata; Actinopteri; Salmoniformes; Salmonidae. The record is from RefSeq and is a predicted model, not a curated record. Bases 168 to 3698 code for a protein of 1176 amino acids.